Messenger RNA from Oryzias latipes (Japanese medaka), 2752 nucleotides. RefSeq names its product protein phosphatase 3, catalytic subunit, gamma isozyme, b (gene ppp3ccb). Gene Ontology annotation, biological process: calcineurin-mediated signaling. The record is from RefSeq and is a predicted model, not a curated record. Lineage: Eukaryota; Metazoa; Chordata; Actinopteri; Beloniformes; Adrianichthyidae. Gene Ontology annotation, molecular function: calmodulin-dependent protein phosphatase activity.
AACCACCUGCUCAGAAUCAUGUUGUAGGAAAUCCGCUUGCGGCGGAUUAUUGUAAUCCGACAGCGGGUCUGAACGGCACAUCGGAUCACCAUUAGAGACAGACACGAAUCCGAAAGGCAGCGGCCCGAAACAGAUGCGCGGCGCCCGAUACUAACGGGAUCAAGGCGGGCUAUGAUCUGAGGCGCGGCGCGGCGCGCGUGCUGGAGCCUGACGUCGGCGCUCUCCGGGCCGCUUCCUUCUCCAUCGAUUCAGCCCGUUUAGAGUGACGGCGGCUCGGGAUUCCCGCCCCGUGUAGCACGGCGCUGGGCACCGCUCGCUUCUGCCGGACGAGAACACCCCCGUACCGUCCCGGUCCGGGUUUUAGUCCGGGUCCGCCUGGAAGCCGAGCCCGGGCGUGUUCUGUGCUGCCGCGAGCCGCGCCGUGAGCUCGCGCGGCUAGCCCGCUCCAGCUAGCUGCUAGCUAGUUCGAAAUUUAGAGUUUGGUUCGGAACCCAGUUCCAGUUCGGGCCGCUGCUCGCUUAGCAGGAAGAUGUCGGCUAAAGACCAGAACAAGCUGUCCACCGUAGAAAGACCCAUUAAAGCGGUGCCGUACCCCCCCGGCACCCGCCUGUCCGUCAAAGACCUGUACGUGGACGGGAGGCCCAGCCUGGAGGUGCUGAAGGCCCACCUGGUGAAGGAGGGGCGCCUGGAGGAGGAGACGGCCCUGCGGAUCAUCAACGAGGGGGCGGCCAUCCUGCGGCAGGAGAAGUGCAUGCUGGAGGUGGAGGCUCCCAUCACAGUGUGUGGGGACGUUCACGGGCAGUUCUUCGAUCUGAUGAAGCUUUUUGAGGUGGGGGGCUCCCCCAGCAACACCCGCUACCUGUUCCUGGGAGACUACGUGGAUCGGGGCUACUUCAGCAUCGAGUGCGUCCUGUACCUGUGGGCUCUGAAGAUCAACUACCCCGACACGCUGUUCCUCCUCCGGGGCAACCACGAGUGCCGACAUCUCACAGAGUACUUCACCUUCAAGCAGGAGUGUAAAAUCAAGUACUCGGAGCAGGUGUACGACGCCUGCAUGGACGCCUUCGACUGCCUGCCUCUGGCCGCUCUCCUCAACCAGCAGUUCCUCUGCGUUCAUGGAGGCCUGAGCCCCGAAAUCACCUGCCUGGAUGACAUUCGAAAGCUGGACCGGUUCAAAGAGCCCCCGGCGUUCGGGCCCAUGUGCGACCUGCUGUGGUCGGACCCCGGAGAGGACUACGGGUCCGAGAAGACCCAGGAGCACUUCUGCCACAACAGCGUCCGCGGCUGCUCCUACUUCUACAGUUACCCGGCGGUCUGUGACUUCCUGAUGAACAAUAACCUGUUGUCUGUAAUCCGAGCACACGAAGCCCAGGAUGCAGGGUAUCGAAUGUACAGAAAAAGCCAGACGACGGGCUUCCCGUCUUUAAUUACCAUCUUCUCUGCUCCCAACUACCUGGACGUGUACAACAACAAAGCUGCGGUGCUGAAAUACGAGAACAAUGUGAUGAACAUCAGGCAGUUCAACUGCUCCCCCCACCCCUACUGGCUGCCUAACUUCAUGGACGUCUUCACCUGGUCCCUGCCGUUCGUCGGGGAGAAAGUGACGGAGAUGCUGGUGAACGUGCUGAACAUCUGCUCCGACGACGAGCUCAUGUCUGAAGGAGACGACACGGGCGAGGGUGGCGCUCCAGCCGUCAGGAAGGAGGUGAUCAGAAAUAAGAUCCGGGCGAUUGGGAAGAUGGCCCGCGUCUUCUCUGUGCUCAGGGAGGAGAACGAGAGCGUGCUGCAGCUGAAGGGGCUGACCCCCACGGGGACGCUGCCUCUGGGAGUCCUGUCCGGAGGACGACAGACCCUUAAGCACGCAACGGUAGAGGCAGAGGAGGCACGAGCCAUCCAGGGCUUCAACCCGCAGCAUAAGAUCCAGAGCUUCGAGGAGGCCCGCGGUCUGGACCGCAUCAACGAGAGGAUGCCCCCCCGCCGCGACAGCAAGCAGCAGGAGCUGCCCCCCUCCCUCUACAACCUACCAGCCGGCGCCGGACCCCCGGACAAAAAUGGCACCAACGCUCAGGCCUAGUCCCCCCGUUCCUCCCUCUCUCUUUCCUGCCUCCUCCCCCCGCCCCCUUUUUGGGGGGGGGGGGUCGGUUCGAGCGGUUAUUUAUUUUCUCAUCGAUUAAAAAUCGUAGUUUGAGACUGAAGGGAGGAACGACGGAGCGCCUUUGUUUCUAUUCAGUCUGGGGGGAGGGGGGGUCAGGGAGGGGCUCAUUCAGAUGCUGUUUCUGCUCACACACACACACCUUUCUUAUGCCAACAACAGUGUGACUGAGCUCUGCGGGGCGAGUAUUCGUUUCUGUUCCUCUUUCAAUGUGACGCUUUUCUGUUUUUUACACACUUAAACUUAUGUAAAGGGGGGGGGCAUGAAGCUACCACAGUCUUCCUCACUGAUCUUCAUCCAGAAGGAAUCUGUGGAAUCAGAUUUCUGGAAAACCAAAUUCCAAAAACCUGAAAUCUGCUUUUUGGGGUUUAGAGUAAAAACUGAUUUAAAUCAUGAAAUUAGAGAUAAAAACAGAAAUUCUCCCCAGAAAACUAAAUGGACCUUAAUGAAUGAAUAACCAUGGGGGGGGGGGCAGUGUCUUAUAUGAACAUAUCUAAAUGUACAGAAGCGUUUUGCUUGCGGCUCGCUUUGAAACUUUGUGGAUUUCAUGGCUCAUUUCUGUACAACUGUCACUCAUUCAAUAAACAACCCAAAGCUGUA